Messenger RNA from Copidosoma floridanum, 1708 nucleotides. It is a transcript of the gene vih, whose product is annotated as ubiquitin conjugating enzyme vih. The record is from RefSeq and is a predicted model, not a curated record. Lineage: Eukaryota; Metazoa; Arthropoda; Insecta; Hymenoptera; Encyrtidae.
UUUCCCCGCCCGCAACUAUACUUACUUCAAGUAAAAGAGUCGCGACUGUCGCGAGCAGGUCGCGAGUUGCAAAUAAAGUAAUACAUAGGGCACACGCAUACUCAUCUUCUACGGUGUAUCCUUGCUAAACGAAAUAUUUAAGUUACGUUCGCACUCGAGCGUGUUUUAUCUCAAAAAUUGCAGUAGCAACCCAGUUGGAAUUAUAUUGCUUACGUGUGUAUAUAGGUACUUGCGUUGUGGUGUGGUACUGUUGGUAUCGCACAUCGGUCUACAUAUAGGUAUACUAAAGGGUGAAUCGAAGCAGCAACAAAUUUACAUUUCAACGUGACGAUCCCUGUAGAUAGACCACCAAGCGGGGACACCCUAUACAGAGGUGAGGUCUCUUGAGGAGACGAUCGUCGUCUUCGUCGAGAGGAAGGUGUAUGAUGGCGCAAAACAUAAAUCCGCACUUCUCGUCGCACGGGAUGCCGAGCAAGGGACGCGAAGAAAAACUGAACAUGCCCAAAGAUAAUCACGCAGUGAGCAAACGCUUGCAGAAAGAACUCAUGACAUUGAUGAUGAGCUCGGAUAAGGGAGUAUCUGCCUUUCCCGAGGGAGAGAAUCUUUUUAAAUGGAUUGGAACCAUCAAUGGCCCUGUAGAUACUGUAUAUGACGGCUUAACUUACAAGUUGACAAUGGAUUUUCCACAUAGUUACCCAUACAGUGCACCAGUAGUGCGCUUUUUGACCCCGUGUUUUCAUCCUAAUGUUGAUAACAUGGGAAAUAUAUGUUUGGAUAUACUUAAGGACAAAUGGAGUGCGCUCUAUGAUGUUCGUACCAUACUGUUAUCCAUUCAGUCACUCCUUGGUGAACCCAACAAUGACAGUCCUCUCAAUCCUCAAGCAGCAGAACUAUGGAGUGACCAAGUGAGAUAUAAGAAACAUUUGACUGAUGAAUAUCAAAAAGCACAAGCAAAAUCUCAAGACUCAUGAUAAGCAAUCACAACUUUCGCAAAACAUUAAAUCCACCUAAAUUAAGAUUUUCUUUCUCAAAAUAUGUUUUGGAAAAUUAAACUCUUAACAAUUUAGAGCAAUUAAAAAAAGAUAUUUAUUAUAAAAAUUAUUCUCAAUUUGGAAUUUUCAUUGAGUAUCAUUAAGAUCGCUUAGUCAAUUUAAAUGCAAUCAAUUUAUUUUUUAAACAAAUUUUCAAAGGUAUAUUUGAUUUCUCAAUACACUAAACAAAUUUUUUUAAAUUUGCUAUAGUUGUUAGCAAUAAUCCGACUUCACCUUUUAUAUAGUUACAAUGGCAGUUGUGUAGGUCGGUUUAUUUCUAUUACCCAGCCAAGUAAAUUUUUCUAAAAUUUAACAGUGUAUGAACUAAGAAAAGUAAAUUUUUAUUUUUAUUUAUUUUAUAAGUUCAACGUUGUAAGGGGAUACAUCAAUAAUUUCGUUUUGUGAUUUGUGAAGCGCAUAGACCAACUUUUCAAAGACUCAUUAGUUUUAUACAAUUAUGUUAACUUCUAGUAAAACAAAACAUCAUUUUUAUAAAAUUUUCAUAAACACAUUGAAAUAGUAUUUUAUAAUGCAAAUGUAUAAUUGCAGAUUAUAAGUUUUGCAAUUUUUACCACCUUAGAUAAAAGAGGGAAUAUUAAUCAGUGCGAUUAAAUCUGUAUCAAUCAUUUAUUGUGUAUUUGAAAGCUCGACUAAAUAAAAUAGAUUGUAAGCAAAAA